Vollenhovia emeryi is the source of this 2009-nucleotide messenger RNA. RefSeq lists its product as uncharacterized. Lineage: Eukaryota; Metazoa; Arthropoda; Insecta; Hymenoptera; Formicidae. The transcript has 2 exons. The record is from RefSeq and is a predicted model, not a curated record. Gene Ontology annotation, molecular function: nucleic acid binding; zinc ion binding. The annotation marks the transcript as partial.
CGCCUAAAUGUACGUUAAACCCUAACGUGAGAUGCAACACGUGUGGAAAGACUGGUCAUUUGCAAAGGGUGUGUUUCCAAGGGAAGCAGGGAACUAACCAAUUGGACGAAGUUCUAAAUCUCACUACCGAUCUCAGGAAGGCAAGAGCAAAAAUUUCUACUACUCUUCAAGUCAACCAGAAAUCACUGGAGUUCGAAAUAGAUACAGGUGCGGCGGUAUCGGUAAUCGGUAUUGAAAACGCGCGAAGAUUAUUCCCAGAUAAAGAAUUAGACCGUUUAUGCAAAGAAGGCAUUUUGGAGAAGGUAAAUACUUCUAGAUGGGCAACUCCCAUAGUACCAGUUUUGAAAAAAAACAAUCAAGUCAGGAUUUGUGGAGAUUUCAGUGUCUCGCUAAAUCCACACUUAAUAGUGGAUGAACAUCCCUUACCUACUACGGAUGAGUUAUUUACCUCAAUGGAGGGAUGCACUAUUUUUUCUAAAAUAGAUCUCCAAAAUGCUUAUCUGCAACUCAUGGUCAGAGAAGAAGACUGUGAAUUACUGACCCUUAAUACACAUAGAGGGUUGUGUAAAAGUAAACGAUUAAUGUACGGCGUUGCUAGUGCGCCAGCUAUAUGGCAAAGAAGCAUUGAAACAAUUUUGCAAGGAAUUCAAGGCGUAGUUGUUUUUCUAGACGAUAUUCGAAUCGGUGGCAGAAACGAAGAAGAUCAUUGGCGAAAAUUACAGAAAGUUCUUGAUUGUUUACAAAAGCAUAACGUUAAAAUCAAUUUCGAUAAAAGCGAAUUUGCAAAGAAAAAAAUUCAAUAUUGCGGUUAUUUGAUUGAUAAAAAUGGUGUCCAUAAGUGUCCAGAAAAAAUGGAAGCAAUCCGCCACAUGAGGAGACCCCAAAAUAUUACAGAACUACGAAGUUUUUUGGGAUUAAUAAAUUAUUAUGGUCGGUUCAUAGAAAACCUCAGUGACAUCGUUUUUCCGUUAAAUAAACUUUUACAAAAGAACAGCACUUUUAACUGGACAGAAAGCUGUGAAAAAGCGUUUAAUAACGCUAAGCAAGCAUUUUUAAGUGAAAAAUGUCUUGCACAUUUCAACCCUAAACUUCCUUUAGUUCUGGCCACUGAUGCAAGCUCAUACGGUGUGGGCGCCGUUCUUUCACAUACUUUUCCAGACGGAACCGAGAAAGUAUUACAAUAUGCGUCACAAACCUUGUCUACUACACAAAGGAAGUACAGUCAAAUUGAUAAGGAGGCCUAUGCUAUUAUUUUUGGAAUAAAAAAAUUUCACCAAUUUUUAUACGGAAAUUCCUUUACAUUAUUAACUGAUCACAGGUCUUUAGUUCAAAUUUUUUCUCCACAAAAAAGUUUACCACUUUUCAGCGCAUUACGAAUGCAGCACUAUGGUCUUUUCUUACGUGGUUUCAAUUACAAAAUUAAAUACAGAAAAUCGGCCGAACAUGCGAAUGCAGACUGCUUAUCAAGACUUCCUUUGUCUAAUAAAAUAGAAACACAUGAUGUAAUAGAUGCAUUUCUAAUUGAAACAGUAAAUUCUUUUCCAAUUGACGCGAAAAUUGUUAAAGCCGAAACGCAGAACGAUGUGAAUUGUCAAAAACUAUGUAAAAUAUUAGAAGAGAAACAGGGAAAAGCGAAACGAACUUUCUGGAAUAUCGAUCUUAAUGAAUUCCGUGAAAUAAAUGGUGUACUGAUGCGUGAUCACCGAAUAGUAAUACCAACGAAAUUGCGUAAACAAAUGUUACAAGAAUUACAUGUAGGGCAUUUUGGAAUGACGAAAAUGAAAAAUCUAGCACGAAGUUAUUUUUGGUGGUCAGGAUUAGACCAAGAGAUCGAAGAUCUUGUCAGAAAUUGUGCAAAUUGCAAUACUUAUAAAAAUAAUCCGAAAAAGGAAGUUCACUUAUGGGAAGAAGCGACUGAGCCUUUCCAACGAAUACAUAUAGAUUUCGCAGGACCAUUUUUAGAUAAAACAUUUUUCAUUCUAAUUGAUGCUUUUUCGAAAUGGCCUAUC